AGCUCCCUUUUUCCCAUGCCAGUCCUCCGCUCCGUGCUCUCCCUCCCUCCCUCUCCCUCUCUCUCUCUCUCUCUCCCUCCCUCUGUCUCUGAGAUCGCGUCGCCGCUCGAAGAAGAUCGAGGGCGGGCAAGAUGCUGCAGUGCAUCUUUCUACUGUCAGAUUCUGGGUAGUUUAGAUGUUUGGAUUAAUGCCGACGCGAAAACAAACAGGGAGGUGAUACUAGAGAAACAGAUGACGGGGCACAGGGUGGACCGCUCCAUCUGCGCUUGGUUCUGGGACUACGUCCUCUCCCAAGGCGGCGAUUCCUCCAAGAUCUUGCCGGUGAUUGCCUCGCCGACUCAUUACCUCUUCCAAAUCUUUCGCGAGGGGAUCACCUUCCUGGCGUGCGCGCAGGUCGAGAUGCCUCCGCUCAUGGGCAUCGAGUUCCUCUGUAGAGUUGCAGAUGUUCUGACCGAUUAUCUUGGAGGAUUAAAUGAAGACUUGAUAAAGGAUAAUUUCAUAAUUGUAUAUGAGCUUUUGGAUGAAAUGAUGGACAAUGGUUUUCCUCUGACAACAGAACCAAGCAUCUUGAGGGAGAUGAUAGCUCCACCAAAUAUUGUUAGCAAGAUGUUGAGUGUUGUGACUGGUAAAAGUUCCAAUGUGAGCAAUACACUUCCAGAUGCAACAUCAUCUUUUAUUCCCUGGAGAAAAUCUGAUAUGAAGAAUGCAAGCAAUGAAGUUUAUGUCAACCUCGUUGAAGAAAUGGAUGCAGUUGUGAACAGAGAAGGGGUUUUGGUGAAGUGUGAAAUCUAUGGUGAAAUUCAAGUAAACUCAAACCUUCCCGGUCUUCCUGAUUUGACUCUGUCAUUUGCAAAUCCUACCAUCCUGAAUGAUGUGAGAUUCCAUCCUUGUGUUCGAUUUCGGCCUUGGGAAUCAGAUCAAAUUCUGUCAUUUGUGCCUCCUGAUGGGCAGUUUAAGCUUAUGAGUUACAGGGUUAAAAAGCUGAAGAGCACACCAAUAUAUGUGAAGCCACAGCUAACUUCAGAUGCUGGAAAUUGUCGCAUUAAUGUUUUAGUUGGAAUACGCAAUGAUCCUGGAAAAACAAUCGAUUCAAUAACAGUACAGUUUCAACUGCCAUUAUGUGUUGCCUCAGCAGACUUAGCCUCAAAUCAUGGCACAGUAGACAUCCUCGCUGAUAAGACAUGCAAUUGGUCAAUUGGACGAAUUCCAAAAGAUAAAUCCCCAUCUCUCUCAGGUAAUCUAGUUCUUGAGGGAGGGUUAGAUCGUUUGCAUGUAUUUCCUGUUCUCAAAGUUGGAUUCAAAAUCAUGGGGGUUGCACUCUCAGGCUUGCAAAUAGAUAAAUUAGAUAUCAAAAAUACGCCAGCUCGUCCAUACAAAGGUUUCCGAGCCCUCACUCAAGCUGGGGAGUAUGAAGUGAGGUCCUAAUAGGCACUCAUCUUAGUGCAUGCAUGAGCUGUAUUUUUGAUAUUGGAAUAUCAAAUUCCAAGGCAGUUGAUAGCAGCUUUCCCUGCUGCUUUAUUCAUCAGCUACAUUAUGUGAAGCUCUCAGGUCUUCUGCUAAAUGUAUCUUGUCGUAUAUUAAUAGAAGAGUUUCCAACAAUAUCCACUCGAGCCUUAUAUGCUAUGAAUAUGUUGGCAUCCAAUGCUGCUUAUGUUUCGCAAAAUUCAAUUGAUUAUCCAGAGCAAUUAUUCAUAACUAGGCUGAUGUGCAUGCCUCUUUAUUCUGCUAUCUGUGAUUGAAGUGGCAAAGAUCUCUUGGUUCCUUUGGCAGGGUUGAGUUCUUUCUGACCAUCUUUGGUUUUAGUUGUUGCACAAUAAGUUCUCGAGGUUUUUAUUCCUGUUUGAUGUCACUUAUUACAGUGCAGAUCCAUUUGAUGGAAAUGAUUUAUCUAUUGCAUGAAGACAUCUUGUGCUUCAAGUUGGAGACAGUGCUUGGAAUCGGUUGUGUUAUAAGAGAAUGUUAAUUUUAGUACUGGGUAAUGUACUUUGCUUGUGUUUGGAAUGAUGUAUUUAUGAAAUAAUAUCUUUUCUGCUUCCUUUGUAGUUUAUAUAAAGGGUCAGAAAUAAGAGAUUUCAGGUCUUUAUCAUGUUUA
Messenger RNA from Phoenix dactylifera (date palm), 2092 nucleotides. NCBI's taxonomy places the organism in Eukaryota, Viridiplantae, Streptophyta, Magnoliopsida, Arecales, Arecaceae. The record is from RefSeq and is a predicted model, not a curated record.